GGCCGGCACCGCCCGCGGGGUCCCGUGACGCGGGUCCGAGCGCGGGUCACAAGUGCCAACGCGGCUGACAGCGGCGGCAGCGACAUGGCAUCGGAGCGGGACGUGCGCGCCCGGCUGCAGCGCGCCGGCCAGGAGCAUCUCCUGCGCUUCUGGGCCGAGCUGGAGCCAGGGCCGCGCGCCGCGCUGCUGGCAGAGCUGGAGCCGCUGGAGCCCGAGGCGCUGCGCGAGCACUGCCAGCGCGCGGCCGCGGCCUGCUUGCGCCCCGGGGGCCCUCCGCCCGACCUGGCCGCGCGCCUGAGGCCCCUGUCCCCCGAGCGCGUGGGCAGCGCGAGCCGAAGCGACCCCGAGACUCUGCGGCUCUGGGAGGAGGAAGGUUUCCAUCAGAUCGCCCUGAACAAGGUGGCUGUGGUGCUGCUGGCUGGAGGACAGGGCACUCGCCUGGGUGUGACCUACCCUAAGGGCAUGUAUCAGGUGGGGCUGCCCAGCCAGAAGACCCUGUAUCAGCUGCAGGCAGAGCGGAUCCGGCGGGUGGAGCAGCUGGCUGACGAGCGCCAUGGGACCCGCUGCACGGUGCCCUGGUACAUCAUGACAAGUGAGUUCACGCUGGGGCCCACAGCCGAGUUCUUCAAGGAGCAUGACUUCUUUCACCUGGACCGCAACAAUGUGGUCAUGUUUGAGCAGCGCAUGCUUCCUGCUGUGACCUUUGAUGGCAGGGCCAUCCUGGAGCGGAAAGAUAAGGUGGCCAUGGCCCCAGAUGGCAACGGGGGCCUGUUCUGCGCGCUGGCGGACCACCAGAUUUUAGAGGACAUGGAGCGUCGAGGAGUGGAAUUUGUGCAUGUCUACUGUGUAGACAACAUCCUGGUGCGGCUGGCAGACCCCGUCUUCAUAGGCUUCUGCGUGCUGCGAGGUGCUGACUGUGCCGCCAAGGUGGUGGAAAAGGCUUACCCCGAGGAGCCCGUGGGCGUGGUGUGCCAGGUGGACGGGGUCCCGCAAGUGGUGGAGUACAGCGAGAUCAGUCUUGAAACCGCGAGGCUUCGCGCACCGGACGGAGGUCUGCUGUACAACACAGGCAACAUUUGCAACCACUUCUUCACGCGAGGCUUCCUCCAGACAGUCAUCAGGGAGUAUGAGCCCUUGCUGAAGCCACACGUGGCUGUGAAGAAGGUCCCAUACGUGGACGAGGAGGGAAAUCCGGUAAAGCCGCUAAAACCGAACGGGAUAAAGAUGGAGAAGUUUGUGUUUGAUGUGUUCCAGUUUGCUGAGAACUUCAUGGCCUUUGAGGUGCUACGGGAGGACGAGUUCUCUCCGCUGAAGAACGCCAGCUCGGCGGACAAGGACAGCCCCACCACAGCCCGGCAGGCCCUGCUCUCUCAGCACUACCGCUGGGCCCUGCAGGCAGGGGCCCACUUCCUGGACUCAAAAGGGGCCCGGCUCCCCGAGCUGCCCAGCCUGCCUGGCAGUGAAGAGCUUCCCGCCAUCUGUGAGAUCUCGCCGUUGGUGUCUUACUCUGGAGAGGGUCUGGAGGUGUACCUGCGAGGCCAGGAGUUCCAGUCCCCACUCAUCUUGGACGAAAACUGUGUCAGGGCACUGCGGUCGUGACUGGCUCCCAGACCUGCUAACCCUGGAGUCUGCAGGGGUGGGGACAUGGCUCCCACCUGGGGCUCCAGGGAGGGUGUUGUGUGUUUUCGGACCAUGGAACACAAAAGGAAG
Messenger RNA from Hipposideros armiger (great roundleaf bat), 1710 nucleotides. It is a transcript of the gene UAP1L1, whose product is annotated as UDP-N-acetylglucosamine pyrophosphorylase 1 like 1. The coding region runs from base 85 to 1599 and encodes 504 amino acids. Gene Ontology annotation, biological process: UDP-N-acetylglucosamine biosynthetic process. NCBI's taxonomy places the organism in Eukaryota, Metazoa, Chordata, Mammalia, Chiroptera, Hipposideridae. The record is from RefSeq and is a predicted model, not a curated record. The transcript is spliced from 9 exons. Gene Ontology annotation, molecular function: UDP-N-acetylglucosamine diphosphorylase activity.